This is a messenger RNA of Coniosporium apollinis CBS 100218, 474 nucleotides long. RefSeq lists its product as uncharacterized. The coding region runs from base 1 to 474 and encodes 157 amino acids. The record is from RefSeq and is a predicted model, not a curated record. The transcript has 2 exons. Lineage: Eukaryota; Fungi; Ascomycota; Dothideomycetes.
AUGGCCAACCACAACCAAAUGAUCUUCCUCAACCUCCCCGUCGCCGACCUCGAGGCCAGCAUCGCCUUCUACACCGCCCUCGGCUUCCGCCAGAACACCGUCUUCAGCUCUCCAGACGCCGCCGGCAUGGUCAUCUCCGACUCCAUCUGGGUCAUGCUGCACACCCCCAGCUCCUUCGCCAGCUUCCUGCCCGCUGGACGCAAAGCCACUGCCGCAAAGACGCACACCGAGUGCCUCUUCUGUCUAUCCAGGCCGAGUAGGGAGGCCGUGGAUGAGAUGGUCGAGAAGGCCGGGAAGGCUGGUGGAGGCGUGGACGUCGGGUUCAAGAAGGAUGAGGGCUACAUGUACGGGAGGAGCUUCGAGGACUUGGACGGUCAUGUUUGGGAGGUUAUGUGGAUGGCCGAAGAGGCUCCGAUGGAUCCUGAGGCAGCGGAGGAGGCUAAGGAACGUGGAGAAUGCGGUCCCGGAAAAUAG